CGUCACAGCGCGGCUGGGCGGACCGCCCACUGAAACUCGGCUCUCAGUCACGACGUCCACUCCGCGCGGUCCGCCUGCCGUUACCCGCGGCGCAAGCCCAAAUAAACUCUAUCUUCUUCUAUACAAACCACAAAAUUGCAUGACAGUGCGGUUCUUUUUUCAAAAAUCAAGCGGGAAACGGCGAAACGCGUAUCAGUUCCAAAAUCAAAAUUGUGUGUUUCGGUGAAAAGGGUGCAAUUGUUUUGCAGGAUUGAAGGAUAUACUAGCCAGGAUUCUUUUUGAUUGAGAAUUGGCAUUUCAUCCUGGCUCGGAACCACAGCACGAACGACAAUCGAUACAAACCAGCGAUCCGUACAUAGUACGAGGCCAAAGACCGCGGACCGUCGGGACACAUCCCGAACUGAGAAACGACGCCGGUGACGUCACAAGAUGGCGUCCACCGACACCUCGACCGCCAGCAGCCAGAUCUCCGCCGGAGCUCCCGAGGAGCACAAGCGAACCGUCGACGAAGCAUUCCUUAACAAACUAAAGAGCCUCGUCGAGAGGUUGCGACUUGAAAAUGUGACCUUAAAGAAAUCGCUCGACGUCGAGCGGAGCGAAGUACGAGCCCUGAAGGCUCACCACGAAAGCGCACUUAGAAAUAUAAAGACUGAACACAAAAAGAAAGAGGAAACCCUAGAGAAACAAAUACGUACAAAUAAGCCAGAUAGAGUCAACGAAGAUAGUCAAGCUAACAAAAUAGUAGAACUAAAAAAGUUGACGAUGGAAAUUCAGUCUUUAAAAGCUGCGAACAAGGGUCUUCAAGAGAAACUUAAGGUCGCUCAGGCGGCGGAGUGUGCGCGCGCAGCCGAGUUGCGCGCGCAAGCGGCCAAGCACGCGGCGCUAGAGCACGCCGCGCGUAGGGACGCACGCGCACAAUGCCAUAAGCUGCUGGAGGAAAUAAAAUCGAAGGAGCGGGUGAUAAUACAGCUGAGGAGAGAAGCGGCGCGGGCGACGACUCUCCAGAAUGAACAGAGUGCAGUGCAGCUGCACUAG
Messenger RNA from Ostrinia furnacalis (Asian corn borer), 1035 nucleotides. RefSeq names its product PFTAIRE-interacting factor 1A (gene Pif1A). Lineage: Eukaryota; Metazoa; Arthropoda; Insecta; Lepidoptera; Crambidae. The record is from RefSeq and is a predicted model, not a curated record. Bases 430 to 1035 code for a protein of 201 amino acids. The transcript has 6 exons.